AUGCCACCAAAAGGCAAGAGGAAGCGCUCGGCGUCGCCUGCUGUUGGCAGUGCGGUCGCGGAGACGCCAGCAUCGUCAUCAAAACGGUCGCGCCUAAAUGAUGGCUCUGCUUCGGAUGCUGGGUCCAACAUUGAGGUCGUGUACGAGCUCGUGGGCAGUGACAAGAAGUGCAUGCGGACAAUGACGGACAGGACGCUCGACGACGCAGUGCUCGGCGUCGCCCGCGGUCUCGGAAUCUCGUUCCUUGGCCUGCGCCUUACGCACGUUCGCACAACAGGUGUCGAGACGGAUGUUUGGGACGACUUUGACUUCCGCACCAUCCGUGACCGCGCUCUCGCACAGGGUUCGCACUCGGAGGUAAUCCGCGUGUACUCGGGUGCACUUGGCCAGAUCCCAGAGCCGUCGCGCGCGGCAUCGUUCAGUCCCGCUGCAGCACUGGGGCACGACCCACGGGCUGUUGAGUCGGCUCCAGCUACGGUUACGCAUUUCGGGUUCGGAUCCGGAUCCGUACCCACUCCACGGUCAGCCCUACGCUCUCCCAGCGACGGGACGCCUAGAUCACAGAAACACGUCGUGCUCGCCAUCCCCUCCGAUACGCCACCUGCCACGCCGUCCCCUAUCCCAGAGAGCUCCAGGCGUAAGAGGAAGAAGGAUAGGCGCAGGCAGUCAUCCGAGAGCAGGACGCCGUCACCCGGGCCCGCCAAUCUGUCCCGCAUCGAGAGCCUCGCGGCGAAACACAAGCCUGCACGUCCCAGUCCACUCGGUCAGUCGCCCACGCAGACGUCGAAGGGCAAUGGCAAAGGGAAAGCUCAACAGCCUCCUCAGCAGCCUAAAUCGAAGCGAUCCAAGUUGAAUGAUACCGUCCCGCCAAUCGUCGGCGCUCUCCCGCCGACGGUUGGCACCGUCGAGGAGAGCGAGUCUUCGGCGCCCGUUUCAGUUCUGGGGGCGUCGUCGGCGUACUGGAUCCAACGCUCGUUAGACGAUCUGGGACAGAAGGCGCAUUCAAGCCCCGAGACGACAACGUCUGUCCUGCCUGCAUCGACCGCGAGUGGAUCGGCCGAACCAACACCACAACAACCUUCCAUUACCCCGACACCGUCAGCGACUCUAGCUCCAGUUGCAGCCGCGCCGGCAGACUCUGGCCCGCCUCCUGCGUCCACCUUUCACCCCGAUGAACCGCCAACUGUGACGGCGAAGGCGCCGGCCAAGCGCGGUCCGAAGCCCAAGAACAAGGUCCCGGUGCAGGAGCCCGCUGCAGAGGAGCCGGUACAUCCGCCUUCCGAGGACACUGCAACUGAGCCGACCAAACCACCUACCGAGGAGCCAGUGAAAGCGCGCGCCAAACCCGGGCCUAAACCCAAAACCGGAGGCGCGGAACCUGCUGCCAAACGACCUCCUGGGAGACCACGCAAGGUCGUUCCUGCUCCAACAGAGUCCUCAGCCGAACCUGCUGCCGAGUCCACGGCGCCGGUCAAGCGGGGCCCAGGGCGGCCGAAGAAGGUCGUCGCGGCUGCUGCAGGGACUUCUGUUGAAGUUGCGGCACCCACGGCACCCAAGAAACGGGGGCGCCCAACGAAAGCUGAGGUGAAGGAGAGAGAGGAGAGGGCGGCCGCAGAGGCGGAGAGAGUGGCCAAAGCGGCCGCGGAGCUGUCCAAGGUCCAGGCUAAAGGCAGCCAGCCUGCGAAGGCCAAGGCCGCAGAGGAGCAGAGUUCGUCGGACGACGAGCCAGCUCAGCCUCCGCCGACGCGCAGACCGCGGGGCCGCCCGCCCAAAGCCAAGGAGGUCGGGCAGCCCACAAAGGCACCAGCCAAGGUGACGCCUUCGGAGACAGAGUCGGAGGAGUCCUCGGAUGACGAGUCAUCCGAUGAUGAGUCUGAGGAGGAGUCUGAGGAGGAGUCUGAGGAAAACGGGAAACCCACAGCAGUGGAACCGAAUGCCUCGAAGCCAGCUGCUGGGACUUCUAAUGCCGUACCCGCUGCUGCUGAUGAACCGGCCAUCGAGGAGCUUGCUGAGGAGACCGUCGCCGAUGUCCAGGAGGACCCGGCCCCCGUCAUGCUGGCCACGGCAGUGGAGGAGACCAGCCCAGAGGCCGAUGCUAUGGAGGUCGACGAGGCUCCCCCUGUCACCGCGAAUGGCCACGCUACCGACGACGUUGAGAUUGAAGAGGUUGAUGACGAACCCCCACCCCAGCCGAAUGAGGAUGGUGCCGUGAGCGACCUGGACACUCCGCCGGCGGGAGAGAGAGGUACAUCCGUUGCGCUCCUGGAGCCAGAGGCGUGUCCGCUAUGUGAGCAGGCGGCUGAUCACGCUCCCAAGGAUUGUCCUGUUGUCCUGGGCGGCGUCGGCCGUGUCCGUGAGCGUAUGGAGGAGCGCCGCAAACAGCUCAUUGCGGCCGGCAUCAAGCCUCUCAUCAAGUCAGAUGCCACCCUCGACUCGUGCAAGCAGUGGAUCACAAGGCUCACCAAGGUCGCGGCCAAGGUCGUGAACGGUACGCCCCAGACGUCCUCGCCUGUCAAACCCACGCCUGUUGAGGCUACCCCGACACCGACGGCCAAGGCCGCGCCAGCCAAAGUUACGCCUUCAUCAACACCAGCCAGCGCCGGGCCCACGCCAAAGCCUCUCAACGCCGCGAAGCGCUUCGCAGUCGCCAACGGUGCCAAGUCACCCGCCAGUCCCAAGGAUGCCUCGGGCGGCGAAUCGUCUGACGACGAGGCCACGCCGUCCGCGCCCGCUCAUGGUUUGCCUGGCACCCCAGACACACCCUCCUACCCGCUGUCGUUGCAUCGAAUGGCUGCCGCACGCGCGGGGCGCAGGCCUGGCUCGUCGCGCCUGAGCGUGUCGGACGCUGUGAUCGAGACGGGUGACUCGUCUGACUCUGACUCGUCCAGCUCUGGAUCUGGGUCUGGAUCACAGUCAGAAUCAUCCAUAGACUCGGACGACUCGGACUCGGAUUCAGACUCUGACUCGGACUCCUCUGGAUCGGCAACCAACAUUGACUCGGAGGCAUUGCUCCGCCAGAUCAUGACGCAGCCCCUGAGUCAGCGGCAGCGUGCCGAGGCUGCGCGCACAGCGGCGUCGAUGCACGUCGUGACGCAGGAGGACAUUACCGAGGCAUCGGACGCGACAGACAGCGACGAGGAUAUUAUCGUUACGCGUGCGACCCAGCGCCGCGGGUCCGACAGCUCGAUCGGCGAUUUUGUCGACGGUGAAGAUGGCAGUGGUAAUAGCGUGCACAUGGACGACGAGGACAGCGACGCCGAGACCAAGAACCGGCUGCUGACCCAGGUCGCUGCCACUUCGCAGACCGAUUUGCGUGUCACCAAUGCUGUGACCGACGCGAUGGACGUGGACGACGACGAAGACGACAGCGCGAUGGAGGAGGAGCAGUACAGCGAGGACGACGUUCUGCCGAAGACCCACGUUACACCACGACGCUCGCCGUCGCCCCCCUCCUUUGGAUCCUCGCGCUCCUUCUCCCGACUCGCAGCAGAGAGCCCUGUUCUAGACGACUUUCCCGGCGCUCUAGCACUCCGCGAUGCGAUUCGGGAGGACGUGGUGGUUGUGCCCGGAGCCCCAGACGGGGUCGGGACCGACUUGACGGCCACGCAAGUCAACGUGCGAACCCCACCCUCGCCACUGCCGCCGACGAUGCCAUCCCAAGUCCGCGACUCGUCCUUAACCCCAGCGUCUGAGUCCGACGAGGAUGAAGACGUGGAGCCCAAGUCACCAACGCCUCCCCCGGCCAGGCGCCGUGGCCGCCCACCUAAGAAUGCCGCUCUGCCCUCCUCUCAGCCAGUUCGCCGCUCAGCACGCCAGCUCUCCCGCGAGCCAGAGCCACCCGCUAGUCAGCCUAUGCGUCGCACGCGGUCCUCGUCAUCAAGCGACCCCACACCGCAACGCGUGACGCGUUCGAUCUCCAACUCUGCCGCGCUGUCCUCUUCCCAGCCAGUCGGACUCAGGAAGUCUGCGCGGUUGAGCUCGUCUCCUCAUUCCAAGAUUACGCGAGUGCUCGAGGAAAGUGACGGGGAGGACGGCGAUGAGGAGAGUGAUGAGGACGAGGCGACACUGCAGUCGUCGAGUCAGAAUCGCAAGGGAUUCCCGUCCUCUCUCGUGCGGCCGACGUCACAGCUCUCGCCGCCGCCAUCACGCUCCCAUUCGCCCUUGUCAUCAAUCGACGCGUCGCAAUCUGUCCCUGUUCCAGCAACUCAGUCGUCGCCGCUGCGCCGCCGUACGCGCGGUGAUCCUCAGACGCCUCUGUUCAUGACGCAGCCGAGUCAGAUGCCGGCCACACAGGCCUACCACUCCAUCCCACCGCCACUAUUCCCAGAGACGCAAGAGAACGGGUACGCGUCUGACGAGGGGUCGCGCUCCGAUCCAGGCUCUGUCUCCUCCACCCACUCUGACGCCGGCUCGGAGCGCUCGUUCUCAUCCGCCCACUCUGAAAACUCUGACGCCUCGGACUCUGGUGCCUCGGCUGGAAACGACUCAUUCCCAGCACUGCCCACACUGAGACCGAGCUCGCAACCCGCUCCCAUUGCGAGCAGCUUUCCGACAUUAAGCUCCCUUCCCAAGGAGUUGCUCCGGCAAGGCGUGGAUGGCGUGCAGAGCGUGUGGAACCGCAUGAAGGGCCCAAAGGAGAAUACGACGCCCGAUAGUAGUGACGACGACAGCAGUGACGAUGUCGACGAGAGCUCGUCAGAGGACGAGGUGCCCGAGCAGAUCCGUAGCAGGAUUGCAGGUGGGUCACGCAGCGCCAAGAAGCCGCGGACGCGCGGGGUCAUGCUCCACAGUCACUCAUUCAAUAUGCGCGAGAUCGUCCACCUCCAGACCGGCCAGUGCGGUAACCAGAUCGGUGCCAAGUUCUGGGAGGUCGUGUCCGACGAGCACGGCAUCCAGGCCGACGGCUCGUACAAGGGCGCGUCGGACAUUCAGCUCGAGCGCAUCAAUGUCUACUACAAUGAGGCGGCUGCUGGCAAAUACGUCCCGCGCGCUGUCUUGAUUGACCUUGAGCCGGGAACUAUGGACUCGAUCCGCGGUGGCCCUCUGGGCAGCCUCUUCCGCCCCGACAACUUUGUCUUUGGCCAGAGCGGUGCCGGUAACAACUGGGCCAAGGGCCACUACACCGAGGGUGCCGAGCUUGUCGACUCGGUCCUCGACGUUGUGCGUCGCGAGGCCGAGGGGUGCGACUGCCUCCAGGGCUUCCAGAUCACCCACUCGCUCGGUGGUGGUACUGGUGCCGGUAUGGGCACUCUCCUCAUCUCCAAGAUCCGCGAGGAGUACCCCGACCGCAUGAUGUGCACUUUCUCGGUCGUUCCCUCGCCCAAGGUCUCGGACACGGUCGUUGAACCCUACAACGCCACCCUCUCGGUGCACCAGCUCGUUGAGAACUCGGACGAGACGUUCUGCAUUGACAACGAGGCGCUCUACGACAUCUGCUUCCGCACCCUCAAGCUCACCACCCCCACCUAUGGUGACCUUAACCACCUCGUUUCGGUUGUCAUGUCGGGCGUCACCACCUGCCUGCGCUUCCCGGGUCAGCUCAACUCGGACCUGCGCAAGCUCGCCGUCAACAUGGUGCCUUUCCCCCGUCUCCACUUCUUCAUGGUCGGCUUUGCGCCCCUCACCUCGCGCGGCUCGGCGUCGUACCGUGCCGUCUCCGUCCCGGAGCUCACUGCGCAGAUGUUUGACGCCAAGAACAUGAUGGCCGCUUCGGACCCCCGCCAGGGCCGUUACCUCACCGUCAUGUGCAUCUACCGCGGCAAGGUCUCGAUGAAGGAGGUCGAGGACCAGCUCCAGACUGUCCAGCAGAAGAACUCUGCUUACUUUGUCGAGUGGAUCCCCGGAAACGUCGCCGCCGCCCAGUGUGACAUCCCUCCCCGCGGCCUCAAGAUGUCGUCGACCUUUAUCUGCAACUCGACUUCGAUCCAGUCGCUCUUCAAGCGCAUCGGCGAGCAGUUCUCGGCCAUGUACCGCCGCAAGGCCUUCGUGCACUGGUACACUGGCGAGGGCAUGGACGAGCUCGAGUUCUCCGAGGCCGAGUCCAACCUCUCGGACCUCGUCGCCGAGUACAUGCAGUACCAGGAGGCGUCGGCCGACGACGAGCUCUACGACGACGAGGACCUCCAGCUUGAGGGCGAGGAGGAGAUGAUGUAA
Messenger RNA from Cutaneotrichosporon cavernicola, 6153 nucleotides. RefSeq lists its product as uncharacterized. Lineage: Eukaryota; Fungi; Basidiomycota; Tremellomycetes; Trichosporonales; Trichosporonaceae. Gene Ontology annotation, molecular function: DNA binding; structural constituent of cytoskeleton; GTP binding. The record is from RefSeq and is a predicted model, not a curated record. Gene Ontology annotation, biological process: mitotic cell cycle; microtubule cytoskeleton organization. Gene Ontology annotation, cellular component: microtubule; cytoplasm. The coding region runs from base 1 to 6153 and encodes 2050 amino acids. The transcript is spliced from 7 exons.